Molecule: messenger RNA, 963 nt
Organism: Hyaena hyaena (striped hyena)
Lineage: Eukaryota; Metazoa; Chordata; Mammalia; Carnivora; Hyaenidae
Gene: EXOSC8
Product: exosome component 8
Exons: 11
Coding region: 35-865 (276 amino acids)
Biological process (GO): nuclear polyadenylation-dependent mRNA catabolic process; U4 snRNA 3'-end processing; TRAMP-dependent tRNA surveillance pathway
Cellular component (GO): nuclear exosome (RNase complex); cytoplasmic exosome (RNase complex)
Source: RefSeq, a predicted model, not a curated record
GGCUCUGCGCAGGCGCGCGCGCGCGGGCGGGAAGAUGGCGGCCGGGUUCAAAACUGUGGAACCUCUGGAGUAUUACAGGAGAUUCCUGAAAGAGAACUGCCGGCCAGAUGGAAGAGAACUUGGUGAAUUCAGAACCACGACUGUCAACAUAGGUUCAAUUAGUACCGCAGAUGGUUCUGCUUUAGUGAAGCUGGGAAAUACUACAGUAAUUUGUGGGAUUAAGGCGGAAUUUGCAGCACCACCAACAGAUGCCCCUGAUAAAGGAUAUGUUGUUCCUAACGUGGAUCUACCGCCUCUGUGUUCGUCGAGAUUUCGGUCUGGACCACCUGGAGAAGAGGCCCAAGUGGCUAGCCAGUUCGUUGCAGAUGUCAUUGAAAAUUCACAGAUAAUUCAGAAAGAGGACUUAUGCAUUUCUCCAGGAAAGCUUUCUUGGGUUCUAUACUGUGAUAUCAUUUGCCUUGACUAUGAUGGGAACAUCUUGGAUGCCUGUACGUUUGCUUUGUUAGCAGCUUUAAAAAAUGUACAGCUACCAGAAGUUACUAUAAACGAAGAAACUGCCUUAGCAGAAGUUAAUUUAAAGAAGAAAAGUUAUUUGAAUGUUAGAACUCAUCCAGUUGCAACUUCUUUUGCUGUAUUUGAUGACACUCUGCUCAUAGUUGACCCUACUGGAGAGGAGGAGCACCUGGCAACUGGAACCUUAACAGUAGUAAUGGAUGAGGAAGGCAAACUAUGUUGUCUUCAUAAACCAGGUGGAAGUGGGCUGACUGGAGCUAAACUUCAGGACUGCAUGAGCCGAGCAGUUACCAGGCACAAAGAAGUAAAAACGCUAAUGGAUGAAGUAAUUAAGAGUAUGAAACCCAAAUAAACCACCACAUUUUCAAAACGGAUUUAUAAAAACUGUAUUUGUUACACUGUGCACAAACCUUUUAUACUAAAUAAAUAUCAAACUACAUUCUUCUGAAA